Messenger RNA from Chondrus crispus (carragheen), 630 nucleotides. RefSeq lists its product as hypothetical. The transcript has a single exon. Bases 1 to 630 code for a protein of 209 amino acids. NCBI's taxonomy places the organism in Eukaryota, Rhodophyta, Florideophyceae, Gigartinales, Gigartinaceae. The record is from RefSeq and is a predicted model, not a curated record.
AUGAUUAUCUCUGGGAAGCUGGAGGACGUAAACGAUGUCUUCUUCGCCAUCUUCAACCUCUUUGGCGCCACUAGCGUUACAUUGGCGGCCCUUCUAAAUGCUGGGGCUUCCCGACAAAAAAAGCUCCGGACUGAUCUAUUCUCGAUUGCUGGUUUGUUUCUAGGAUUUUGGUCUUUUGGACCAUAUCUCUUUGGACGGGAAUACGUGCCGAAGAUCGCGAGGGAAGAAGUGUAUGAUCGUGGGAUCCUUAGCCGUGCUCUGGAAAGCAAGGCUUUGGCGCUAGCUACCGUUGGGUACGCACUUUGGGCAUAUGCGUUUGCACUCGGUUUCUUUACUCCUGGAACACUAAAGUAUCAUGAUGUUCUCUUGUACGCCACCGUGGUAGACCUCUUCCGGGAUUUCUCAAUGGACCGCGGCAUAUUUUCAACAUGCAUUGAUUUUGUCAUUUUGAACACUGUAAUAGGUGGUCCACUGACGGAGGACAUGUCGCGGCGGGGCUGGUUUAGGGAAGGUCGAAACAUCGAUUCCAUACUUACCGCGUUAUGCUUCUUGUUGAUACCGGUUUUAGGACCAGCGGUAUAUCUUCUUCUGCGCCCGUCCUUGCCUGAGAGUAACUCUGAGAAGUCCUAG